This is a messenger RNA of Micropterus dolomieu (smallmouth bass), 2255 nucleotides long. RefSeq names its product phospholipid-transporting ATPase VD-like. The transcript has 10 exons. Gene Ontology annotation, molecular function: ATP binding; ATPase-coupled intramembrane lipid carrier activity; ATP hydrolysis activity. Lineage: Eukaryota; Metazoa; Chordata; Actinopteri; Centrarchiformes; Centrarchidae. Bases 1 to 1584 code for a protein of 527 amino acids. Gene Ontology annotation, biological process: phospholipid translocation. The record is from RefSeq and is a predicted model, not a curated record. Gene Ontology annotation, cellular component: plasma membrane.
AUGGCUGGUGGCAUUGUCCUGCUGGAGGAUCAUCUCCGGAUGAGCAUGCAUAAAGGGUACCACAUGAGGGAGGAGGAUGUCUUCCCUGUACCGCAAGGCAUUGAGAUUGCCUGCAAUGACAACAAGCUCAGUCCGAUGGCGGCGUUGGUGCUGGUGAUGUCUGGUAAGGACCUGCCUUACAACAGGCCUACAAGCCCUCAGUCCAGCCUCUCUCAGCCUAUUGCGGACAGUCUGAGCACUGAUGGAGGGAUUGUGUGUUCCUGGUGUGACUCGGGCAGUUGUUGUGGCCAUCCUGUACCUGUCACGCAGGAUACAUGUGCAGCUUUACUUGAGGAGUUCAAACUGGAAGUGCAGUGUGGUGAAGACAGUUUGACUGAAGUGACUGCAGCAGCGAAUCACAGGGAAUUCUCUUCAGGCGUUGUGGCCGGCUUCAUUCUGGUUAUAGAUGGCUGCAUGCUGGACUGGGCCCUGCAGGAGGAGCUGAAGAACACCUUCCUUGAGCUGAGCCGUAGAUGCAAGGCAGUCAUCUGCUGCAGGUCCACUCCACUGCAGAAGAGCAAGGUGGUCCAGCUGAUCCAGGACCAGCUUGGCGUUAUGACCCUGGCUGUGGGUGAUGGAGCCAAUGAUGUGAGCAUGAUUCAGGUGGCUGACGUGGGCAUCGGGAUAUCUGGUCAGGAGGGCAUGCAGGCUGUGAUGUCCAGUGACUUCGCCAUCUCCAGGUUUAAACACCUCCGUAAGCUGCUGCUGGUCCAUGGCCACUGGUGUUACUCUCGUCUUGCAAACAUGAUCCUCUACUUCAUCUAUAAGAAUGUGAUGUAUGUGAAUCUGCUGUUCUGGUAUCAGUUCUUCUGUGGUUUCUCUGGGAGCGUCAUGACCAACUCCUGGGUGCUUAUUCUCUUCAACUUGCUCUUCACUUCCAUUCCUCCUCUGGUCUAUGGCGUCCUUGACCAAGACACGCCUGCAGACACGCUGAUGGAGCUGCCUGAGCUCUACCAGGCUGUGCGGAUCUCCAAGGUCUAUGCUCCCUACGUGUUCUGGAUCACAGUUUUGGAUGCUUUUUACCAAAGCCUUGUCUGCUUCUUUGUGCCUUAUUUCGCAUUUGCAGGAUCAGAUAUUGGGGAACUGUCCUUUGGCUCUCCGAUCAACGUCUCAGCUGUCCUCAUUAUCCUGCUGCACCAAGUUAUCGAGAGUCACACUCUGACGUGGAUUCAUGUGCUGGUGUUGGUUCUCAGUGGUGGUUUCUACUUUGGCUUUGUGCUGCUCUUCAGUUUGUUCUGUGCGACCUGCAGCCCCCCCACCAACCCUUUGGGGGUAGAAACACUCCAGAUGUCCCAGCCUCUCUUUUAUAUCAUUUGUGCUCUAACUACUGUGAUGGCUCUGUUACCCAGGCUGUUGUUUCGGGCUCUGCACAACACCUUCCACCCCUCUGCUGUUGUGACGUCAGCUCAGAUGGACAAAGUAGAUUCAGAGAAGUACCGCAGGAGAAUGCAGCGCUGGAACCUGAGCCACUCCAGAAUCAACAGGCCGCCAGUGUACGCCGACAACCCCGGCCUGGAGCCCAGCACAGCCUCAGUGGUGUCCUGACUCUACAGAGUCCCCCAGUCAGACCUGGCCAGACAGAGAUAGAAAUGAAACUUCAGAAAAGACUGCUGUGUAUGGAUGUUCCCUUUCUGUCCACUCUCUAGACAUUUACAGGCUGCACAGACUGUGCUACAAGCCAACGGACUCUUGGUGAGACUGAUUUGCUAUGAAAGAAAAUCAUGUUUUAAUUGGACAUGUUGUACUUAAUGAAUAAAUCAGAAUGGUGAGUAUCUGUUGAAAUAUCUAAAUAAGCAUGGAAACAGACACUGUGAAUAAUGACCAUCAUGUAAAAUAUUUAGACAAAAAUAUUUUAAAGGAACUGUAUGUAUCAUUUGAACAUCAGGAAAUCAUCAGCUUUAUUAAACUUUUGAUAUUCGUCAUUAAGAAAUGAGAGCUCUCUACUGGCCUUCACUUUAUUCAGUUUUACAGGGUGAUCCGCCAGACUGGCUGGAUGUAACAGGAAAACUGCCGGACUGAUGCACACCACCAAGGCUACUUUCAUACUGCAGGUGAAAGUGACCAAAUCAGAUUUUAUUUUAAUAUGACUGUUUCUUUCAUUCCAUCUUGAUAUUCAUCAUCAUCUCACUAAAAGCCAAUAUUGAAAUCUUGGCAAUCUUUUUUUUUUUUUUUUUUUUUAUUGUCUUCUGCAUGUGCUAUUAAAUUGGUCAAAUCGC